Molecule: messenger RNA, 1299 nt
Organism: Fonsecaea nubica
Lineage: Eukaryota; Fungi; Ascomycota; Eurotiomycetes; Chaetothyriales; Herpotrichiellaceae
Exons: 1
Coding region: 1-1299 (432 amino acids)
Molecular function (GO): hydrolase activity
Source: RefSeq, a predicted model, not a curated record
AUGGUUGAAUCAGCUGUUGAGAAAUCCCCCUUCGCUGCCGUCAUUCAGAAAUACCGCCCUAAUCUGGCGCCGUACGAAGAGCUCUACAAACAUUGCCAUGCCAAUGGAGAACUCUCGACGCAGGAGAAAGAAACAGCUUCGUUGAUCACUUCGCAUCUGAAGAAACUCUCAAACGACCUUGACAUACGCACGGGGAUAGGCGGGCAUGGCCAGGUCGCCAUCUUGAAGAAUGGACCUGGAAAGACCAUCCUCCUGCGGGCUGACAUCGAUGCUCUUCCGAUCCAGGAGAAGACGGGGCUACCCUACGCCAGCAGCAAGACGAUGCGCGACACGGACGGACUCGUCAAGCCCGUGAUGCACGCCUGCGGACACGACUUCCACAUCACGUCGCUACUGGCCGCGGCAGAGACACUCAUUGCCGCCCGCUCGACGUGGUCAGGCACUAUAGUCUUUCUGUUCCAGCCCGCUGAAGAAAGAGGGAGCGGUGCCCGCGCCAUGGUGGAUGACGGUCUCUACGCUGCGGACAAACAUGCCUGUCCCAUUCCCGACGUUGUGCUCGGCCAACACGUGUUUCCUCUCCAGGCGGGAAAGACAGCCACGCGAGCGGGACCAGUCAUGUCUGCGGCGGACAGUUUCAAGGUGACAAUCUACGGCAGUGGCGGGCACGGCAGCAUGCCGCAUGUCACGAUUGAUCCUGUGGUCAUUGCCUCGCACAUCGUCGUGCGUUUACAGACGAUUCGGUCCCGCGAAGUACCUCCCGACGAGACGGCCGUGGUCACGGUGGGAGCCCUGCAGGCCGGCAGCACGGAGAACGUCAUCUCGGACGAGGCCGUGCUGAAGAUCAACAUCCGCAGCGUGAGCGUCGAGUGGCGCCAAAAGAUCCUGGACUCGGUCAAGAGGAUCAUCAAGGCCGAGUGUCUCGCGGGCGAUUGUCCCAAGGAGCCCCUGAUCGAGCCGACCUCGUCGUUCCCCCUGACCGUCAACGACGCCGAGGUUGUGGGUGAGAUCAACAAGUCCUUCACCACAUACUUUGGCGAGAAGAACCACGAUCCGAACCUCAAGAACGUGCUGGGGAGUGAGGAUUUCGGGAUUCUGGGCUCCAGCAUCGGGAAGCCAUAUUGCUUCUGGUUCUUUGGUGGGCACGACGCGGGCAUGUACGACGAGAUGGUCAAGAAGGGCGAGGAGAAGAAGAUCCCCGUGAACCACAGCCCCUUCUUCGCACCGGUGGUGCAGCCGACGUUGACGGUGGGGAUUGAUGCGUUGGUUGUGGCGGCGUUGACCUAUGUGGGUAAAAAGUGA